Molecule: messenger RNA, 1371 nt
Organism: Calidris pugnax (ruff)
Lineage: Eukaryota; Metazoa; Chordata; Aves; Charadriiformes; Scolopacidae
Product: inositol 1,4,5-trisphosphate receptor-interacting protein-like 1
Exons: 2
Coding region: 1-1371 (456 amino acids)
Cellular component (GO): membrane
Source: RefSeq, a predicted model, not a curated record
AUGGUGACCCUCAUUAAUCCAGCCAUCAAUGCCCAUGAAGUUGUGAAACACUUUAUAGCUUUGACAUAUCAACCUUGCUGUCAAAUUAGGCAGAAAUUCACCAGUGGGUUCGUGAAGUACUAUUUGACAAAAACAGAAGCAGAAAACCAAAAGGAGACCACCUCCUGCGGCAGCACAGAGGACGAGGAGGAAGCCAGCAAAGGAGAGGACUCCGAUGACAAGGGGCACCUGGUCAAGAUUUUGGCAAAGCACGUCCGUGGGGCAUCGGUGAGCGUGGCCUACAAGCGCCGGGUGGCGGAAGAUCUGGUGAGCGACCUCCUUGGCGUCUUCCAAGCGCGCUUGGCCAGCAGUUUCUUCCCAGUGCUGGAGCCAGCCAUCGGGGUGGGCAGCGCCUUUGAAGGUUGGAAUCCCCGGGGGCAUGAUGCGGUCUACCGCCUGCUUGUGCCCCUGAAGCCUCCCCGUGGGCACACGUUCCACCUAGAGCUGGGCUCUGCGGAGAAGAUGCCGGCAAAGAGCCGCGUCCGUGUUCAGCUCCAAUGCACCUGCAUGAGGGGCCAAGGUGUGGGGAACAUGCUGUGCUUCGUGCACCAGCCCGAGGAGGCGCUCAGGACAAAUCAGGAUUCCAACCUCCUCAGCGACCUCUGCACCAGCGCUGCACGUCCAGGCUUCUACCUGGACGUGCAGAAAAUUGCCCGCUGGUUCCAGACCUUGGUGAGCUCAGCCUGGGGGGAGAUGGCUCAGUGGCAUCACUACAGCAUGAAGGUGCUGCCUUCCCGCCGCUCCUGCAAGCUGCAGCUGACGAAUGCCUGCGGGAGAUCCCUCUUUGUGGAGGUGAUGUUCGGGGUGCAGCAAGGCAACUCGGACAUCUUCCUGAGCAGCCAGGUUGCAGAGCACCCCGGCUGCUUCAUCCCGGGCACAACGUGGGCAGAGAGCUGUGCCGUGGCCGAGGCCAAGUUCUUCAGGCACGUGGCCAAGCAGGCCCCGCAGGACACCUUCCACCUCCAAUGCCUGCAGCUCUGCGCCGGCAUCCUGGAGGGCACAAGCUUGUCCACCGAUACCUUGAAGACCGUUGGGAUGCACCUCCUCAACACCCUGCCCCCGACAAGCUGGACAAGGAGGGAAUUCGUCUCGCGGAUGCAGGAUAUCAUGUGGGACCUGCGCAAGUGCUUGGAGGAGAAACGCCUCAACCACUUCUUCCUUGGCAAUGAGAACAUGCCCAAGGACAUCACCUUGCCCCCAGCCUUCCAGGCGGCUGAGCCCCUCAACCUCUUCCAGUGCCUGGUGCAGGAUCCAGCUGCCCACGCCAAGGCACUGCGUGAGCUUGAGGAAGUGCAAGCUCAGCUCAGAAGACUGCUCUUCUGUGGAGUCUGA